AAACUAUUGAUCGUUUACUAAUCUAGGUGCAUUUGUUGGCCAAUAAGAAAAAUCUCUGUACAUACACCUACAACUAUUUGUCCGUAAGAAAAACGUAUAUGUAUAUAUAUAUAUGCAUGCGUAGAGAAUAUAGAUACUGUAUCUACUGUAGUUACAUUCACCGAUUACAUCAUCAGUAAUAUCCAACCUUAAUCAUCGUUAAUUUAUCCUUCAGUAAACUAUUUACUUAACAAUGAUUAAUUAAAAGUAAAUUCUUAUGGAUAUUUACAAUAGUUUAAUUUACUUUUGAUAAAAUCAACCAUCUUUUUCUUUUUUUUUCUUCUUAAAUCUAUCAAACAUUAAAUUUAUCCGUCUUUCUUAUUUGUAUUAAUUUUGAAAUUGUAAAAAUAUUCUAUUUUACAUAUAUAAAAAUUAAUGAACAUGCUUUACGGUGGUCCUCUUGGUACUUAUCUUAGUGGUUUGUCAUCAACAUCUUCAUCACCAUCAUCAUCUUCAACCAAUGCAACAUCACAUCUAAAUUCAUCAAGUUCAGUAUAUAAUUCACCUAGUAAUAGUACAAAUUAUUAUUCUGGAAUAAGUGGAUUAAGACGUAGCAGUUCAAGAUAUCGAAAUUCUACAAGUGGUAAUAAUUUAUCAACAACAUCAACCUCAUUAAAUACUACUAAUAGUAGUAAUAUCAGUAAUAAUAAUAGUAAUAGUAAUACUGUAAGUGGAACUAAUCCAUAUUCAUCUUAUUAUACACCACCAGUACGAAGAAAAUAUGGUACACCUGAAACGGAUACCCCAAAGCCAUCACGGUAUUUAACACGUACACAAGGUCUUUCAAGUAAUAGUGGGAGUGGUAUUGUCAGUGUUGGUGUAGGCAGCAGUUGUAGUGUAACUGGUACAUCAACUUCAUCUUACUCAGGACUUCCACAAUAUCCACGUAGGUCACCAAAUAAAAUUGGUUCAAAUACAAACUAUACAGUUGGUGGAAUAGGUACUAGUUCAUCAUGGAAUUCGGAUUUGAGUAGUGCCGCAAGUAAAACACCUAAUUACAAACAGUUAUACGAAGAAGAAAAACUGCUAACAAAUGGUUUACGUGAAGAGGUGAAAGCAGCCCAGAAAGAACUAAAAGAAUUAGAAGACGCCUUGGAAAAUUCAGUUGGUAGACGAAGACCUAGUGAGGUUGAACAAAGGAACGCGCAAAUGCCAAGAGAGACUAAUCAGUUUCACUUCUAAACAUCAAUAGAAGGAUUCAAACAACCAAUACAAAUUUAUUGAACUCUACCCCAUUGCAGGAGCCAGUAACUAACUGGACUCAGUGCACAAGUGGAUAAAGAGAUGGAAUUUGAAGCGAACGGCAAUUGAUUCGAGUCCUGGAGUGAAUAUGAACUCUAGGAUGCAGGCAUAUCUAGCAGGCAAGUCCCGAAUAGGACGAAACGCACGUCCUGUAUCUCACUGAUAGUCACUAUUCAUUUCUAUCUAUAACGAUCUGUUGUUAGAUUUAUUCUCUUUGGAAGCCUGAAACUGUAAAAAAUAACUGUUUUGUUUUCUGUAAUUCCUAUAUACUCUACAAUCAGUGUAUGCUUUCGAAUAUGACCAUGUGUAGUUAGGUGGUCAUCUUCAGUUUAUGUCCAAUUUUUAAAAAUCAUCGGUUAUCUACUUGUUUACGUAUGAUAAAGCUUAUCUUUAAACGAAUGAUUUCACCCAAAUUAAAUGGCCUGUUUCGAGUACGUUGUAAAUUCAUCUAACGAUUUCCAAAUGAGUUCACAGUAAACUUCAGUUUAUAAGCAAUAACAGUAUGCAUCAUUGAUACACCACAGUCUCGAAGAAAGUUGCACCACUGUUCAUGUUGUUUAAAGGUUACUUAAUGCCUCAACUUAUCGUAUUGGUAACACAGGAAGUUUAUUGAGUCGUUCAAAGAGAUUUAGGUUUUAUGUACUUACAGAAAAUCGUAUAUUAUUAUCGAGCAAUCUUCUUAACGAAAGUUAUGUUCCACCACAUUAAUUGGAGGUAAACAACAAAUUUGAAGUCGAUAAGUGAUUAUUUAUAAAUCCACAAGUUAUUUAAGAAUAAAAGGAUAACUGUAGUACAACUGGUUUCCGUUUCAGUGUGGACAACAACUCCAUUUAAAAUAUGUUUCUAAUUUAAACAGAAAAAUAUCUUAUGAAUCUCAAGAUGUAUUUCUUGUCUUUUUCAGAAAUUUAAAAUUUAAAUAAACUAAGGUCAGAGAUUGGUUCGUUCAACUUUCCUAACUCUUUAGUUUCACUUCAUUUUUGUGUCAUAACUAAUUUGUCUAUACCUGUAAUCAGUUCUAAUCUAAAAUAUAGUUAUUAAUGUUUUCUAAAGAGCUGUUGUAAAGUGCAAAUUUAAUGUAGUUUUGAUUAGUAUCAGAAGGGGUUUUGUAAAGAUUCUAGUAAUUUCAAUAUUUGAGAGCACGAGUUCAUUGAAGAUAGACCACCAUGGAAAACAUGGAAGUUUUGAUUGUCUAUAGUCUUUAAUUAUUUUGUUAGAUAAGCAUCAUUUCUCACAAAAAUGAACUUAAAACACAGUAACAUAGUUCUGCAUUCGUUUAGUCAAAAAUGUUAUUUAUACGAAUUAUAUAAGAUUCUACAAAACGAAUAAUACUGUAGUUUAUGCUACUGAUAUCAGCUAUAAUGUUAAAAUGGUAUUUAGUCAAAUGAGUGAAUGAAUUUCGCGUCAAAAUCCAAAACCUGUUAUCUUAUAUCUGAUUGGUUCAUCCAUAAAUUAUACUUUCACCGAGUUAUAUUUUAUGUGUAAACUAACAGCAUGACUAGUUUUUCUUUAGUUUUUGUGAAAUUAAACUAUGUAAUUAAGUAUUUUUCAUUUAGUUAUCAGUGAAAAUAUGAUAACACAUUUGUAAAUGUUUUCAUUUUGUUUGUUUAAUUUUAAAGAAAAUGGAAAGAAGAAUAUCAGAAUGUGAACAAGAACUUAAAUUAAUUGAGAAAUUACGUGCUGAAUCUGAAAAAUUACACGCUGAACAUCGAGCACUUAUCCGAGUGGUAUCACGUUUAAACAGAGAACAAUAAACAUUUUCUUAAAUAAUGACAAUUUACCAUUUUAUUUAUUUAUCAUUAUUCAAUUAACAUGAAUAAUGAAAUAAAAUUCUACUAUUUACUUCUUCAAAUAUGAUAGUUUUAUUUAUACAUAAAGAUCCUUUUUUUAAAAAAAUCUCCUUUGAGUAUUAUGAAUAAAUAAAAUUGGAGUAUUUAUCAAAUGAAACUUUCUAUUAAAGUCUCAUUUUAUGUUAUAAAUAGAAUUGGAAUAUACUUUAUUAGUUGUAAUAUCAUCAUCACCACCCUUUUUCUUUUUUUAAAAAAAUGACGUCAUCAAUACUAUGACGUAACAUCCGAUCAGUGUUUAUUGAUUGUUUUAAUUUAGUUGUUUAAUUAUUGUCAUUUCUUAUUAAUGUAAAAAAUAUACUAAUCACUAUGUAAUUGUUUAUACUAACAAUCAAGGUAUAAAUUGAAUACAUAAAAGAUUGAAUGGUUAC
Molecule: messenger RNA, 3496 nt
Organism: Schistosoma curassoni
Lineage: Eukaryota; Metazoa; Platyhelminthes; Trematoda; Strigeidida; Schistosomatidae
Source: the annotation of a GenBank genome assembly